Messenger RNA from Punctularia strigosozonata HHB-11173 SS5, 2484 nucleotides. RefSeq names its product 5-oxoprolinase. The record is from RefSeq and is a predicted model, not a curated record. Gene Ontology annotation, cellular component: cytosol. The coding region runs from base 92 to 2398 and encodes 768 amino acids. The transcript is spliced from 11 exons. NCBI's taxonomy places the organism in Eukaryota, Fungi, Basidiomycota, Agaricomycetes, Corticiales, Punctulariaceae. Gene Ontology annotation, molecular function: 5-oxoprolinase (ATP-hydrolyzing) activity. Gene Ontology annotation, biological process: glutathione metabolic process.
ACCUCGUCUGCCGUAUCCUGCCCACUAGGCUGUUAUCGUCAACCUCCACGCGAAGCUAAACAUUGACAGUUGAUAUUUACACCCGCGCACGAUGCCGAUCGCUGUUCCAGACAAGUCUAUCAGGAUCUGUGCAGACAGGGGAGGCACGUUCUGCGACGUCCACGCGUCCUAUCCCGACCCCGAAAAUCCGGAAGAAAGGAAAGACAUCGUCGUGAAACUACUCUCGCAAGAUCCCGGCAACUACAACGAUGCGCCGACCGAAGGCAUCCGGCGCAUACUGGAGAUCGUGACAGGGGAGAAAAUCGAGCGAGGGGCCAUACUCAACACUGACAAGAUCGAUUACAUCCGGCUGUCGACCACCGUCGCUACCAACGCCCUGCUGGAACGCAAAGGCCAGAAACACGCGCUGCUCAUCACGAAGGGCUUCAAAGACCUGCUCCUGAUCGGGAACCAGUCCCGGCCCAAGAUCUUCGACCUCAACAUCCGCCGCCCAGCCCCGCUGUACUCCACCGUGCUCGAGGUGGACGAACGCGUCACGCUUGUUGGCUAUACGUCGGACCCGCACGCGGAAGAGCAUGCCGUCCAGUUCGACGACGACGGGAACAUUACGCGCGGGUAUCGCGGCAAGGGUUGGGAUGGUGUCGGGGACGCUGAGGGGCCCGGAAAGGUCGUGAGGGGCCUCUCCGGCGAGGCUGUAAGGAUCAUGAAGGAGCCAGAUCUUGACGCAGUGAAAGCAGACCUUCAGAGACUUUACGACGACGGGUACCGCUCCCUCGCCAUCGUCCUGGUGCACUCCUACACCUACCCCGUGCACGAGGAACGCAUCGCAGAGCUCGCCCGCGCCGUCGGCUUCACGCAGGUCUCCGCGUCAUCCCAACUCCUUCCGAUGAUCAAGAUGGUCCCCCGCGGCGUGUCCUCCACUGCGGACGCGUACCUCACGCCGAUCCUGCGCCAAUACCUGGACGGCUUCUUCAGUGGCUUCGAUGCGAAGCUCAAGGACGGACGGCUCGUCAGCCCCCGGGUUGAGUUCAUGGGCAGCGACGGCGGCCUGCUCGAUCUCAAGAACUUCUCGGGAUUGAAGAGCAUCCUCAGCGGGCCCGCGGGCGGCGUGGUUGGGUACGCGCUGACGAGCUGGGACGAGGACAAGAGGCAUCCGAUCAUAGGACUGGAUGUCGGCGGCACCUCGACGGACGUGUCGCGCUUCGACGGCCGAUACGAGGUCGUGUACGAAACCACGACCGCGGGCGUCACCAUCCAGUCCCCGCAGCUAGACAUCAACACCGUCGCUGCCGGUGGCGGGUCCUGCCUAACCUUCCGCAAUGGCCUCUUCCUCGCCGGCCCGGACAGCGCCGGAGCCGAGCCCGGCCCUGCCUGCUACCGGAAAGGCGGCCCGCUCGCAGUGACGGACGCGAACCUGAUGCUGGGCAGGCUCGUGCCGGACUACUUCCCGAAGAUCUUUGGCAAGAGCGAAAGCGAGGGCUUGGACGUCGAGGCGUCUCGGGUUGCGUUCGAGAAGGUGGCGAAGGAGAUCAACGAUACGCACGAGAAGAAGCUCUCGCUGGAUGAGAUCAUAUACGGGUUCAUCAAGGUCGCGAAUGAGACGAUGUGCCGGCCUAUACGUGCGCUGACGGAGGCCAGAGGGUUCGCGACGUCGAAGCAUAUUCUGGCGAGCUUCGGCGGCGCAGGAGGCCAGCACGCCUGCGAAAUCGCACAACUGCUCGGAAUCAAGACUAUCCUUAUCCACCGAUACAGCUCCAUCCUUUCCGCUUAUGGCCUUGCGCUCGCCGAUCGCGCAUUUGAGGUGCAAGAGCCGUCCUCCGCAUUCUACUCCGCCCAAACCAGAACUCAGCUCAAGAGUCGCUUGGAUGCCAUUGAGUCUCGCGUGCGCACGGAGCUCAAGGAGCAGGGGUUCGACGGCAAGCGGGUGAGGGUAGAGCGUAUGCUGAACAUGCGGUUCGAGGGGACGGACACCGCAUUGAUGAUCCUUCCCGAGGAGAAGGACGGCGAUGGGAACGAGGACUUUGAGGCGGCGUUCAAGAGGGUUUACAAGAACGAGUUUGGGUUCCUCCUCGAAACGAAGAGCAUCAUUGUGGACGAUAUCAAGGUCCGCGGCAUCGGGAAGACGUUCGACUCACUCGGCGAGUCCGUCUUUGCCGAGGUCGCAAAGCUCACGCGCAAGCCCGUUGACCUCUCGCGGGCGGCGAUGACGUACAGCGUGUACUUCGACACCGGCCGCGUGGACGAUACGCCUGUGUACGAGCUCGACAAACUCGAUAUUGGGGAUGAGGUCGAGGGGCCGGCAAUGAUCAUCGACGACACGCAGACCAUCGUCGUCAUUCCGGGGGCGAAGGCGCUUCUGACGAGGAAGCAUCUGUACAUCGAGUUGGAAAAGCGAUAGGCUCGCGCGGGAGGCAAGCGAAGAUCUAUCUACAUGAAUGUAUGGUAUCUAGGCACAGCAAAGAAAUGUAUCCAUAGAUUGUGUCG